AUGUUUUUGUAGGGCAGUGUGUUGUUUUUGUGGUGAGGUUAACUUACCGGUGGUGAUCAUUCAUAGAUUCGGUGUCAAAAACAAGCCUUUUUUUUUGCAGUGAGUGGGCAUUUUUAUCAUAACCGAAGAUGAAGGAAAAUGGAACUGAUAAUUCUGAGCCCCUCCUGAAAAAGAGGCGCAAGGCCUCCCAGUUAAACACUACUCCACCCACCCCUACAAAAGUAGUGGUAGAAGAUGUUUACAAGAGUGUGUGUGAGUGGGAAGAAAAUGAAGCUGCUGCACGAGACCCCGACAAAGAUAGGAAGCUAUUCAGCGAAACUUGUAAUUCUUUUAGAAAUUACAUGGAAGAAAUUGCUGCUCUGAAGAAAAAGGGAACACCUGAGGCAAAGGCUGCCAUCAAUGUAAAAUGCUCUGAAGCUUGUCUUUUAUUUGUGAUGCUAAGAAAGCUAAAUAGGUUAAAUAAAUUACGGCUUAAACAUUCACGUGAGGAAUUACAAAAAGUGAAAGGGCAGGUUGACAGUCAACAUUUGCAGCUUCAGAACCUGCUAUACGAAGUUCUUCAUUUGCAGAAAGAAGUUAACAAGUGUCUUCAAUUCAAGUCACAGGACGAAAAUAUUGACCUUGUCCCCAUUGAAGAAUUUAUGCGUGAUGCUCCUGAAGCAUUGAAAGCUUCUGCUCCCUCCAAAAAGUCUUCAAAAGAGCAUGACGCUCACCAGCUCCAGAAGGCACGCUUGGAGUGGGAACUCACUCAAAGACGAGAACUGGCAGAAAUGUGCAAGCAAAUGCACUCCCAAAAAGAGACAGUAGCCAAGGACAUUGAAAAACAACAGCAGCAUUUGGACAACCUGGCUCCAAUGUUACGAAAUAUUCUUCAGGCAACUAAACCAGUUGAAGAAAGCCUUGGAGAGAAGGUUUUGGAAACAAGAAUGCAGCACCAACUGGCAUACCUCUUGCCAGCCUGCUUGUUCUUUUUGUAUGUGCAAGCUGACGCUCAGCAACAAGCAAGUGACCCUCUCCUGGUUGUUACUAUUGACGGUGAUGAAGAUGAAGCACGUCGUUUAAAAGAUAAAUCAGAUGAAGGAAAUCAAGAAGAAGAAUCAGAUUCUGAUCAGGAGCAAGAGGUUGAAAGUAAUGAGAAGAGUAAACGUCACCAUCGGAAAAGAAAUAGUAAAGUUGAUCGCCAAGAAGAAAGACGGAAACGCUUACUGGCCAAACAUCCUUUGACCGUGAAUCUAACCAUCAAUUUGAAAGAUGGAAGCAACAUGAAAUUGGUGUUUUCAUACUUACUUAAUCUUGGUGUAGUCACUGUUAAGUGCUCCAUUCAAAUGUCUCAGCCAAUCACCGGUUUGUUUGCAAGCCAAUUAAUGACGCCUGAAAACAUUCUGUGCUCUCUAUACCCUGGUGACACAGGCAAAGAAAGUCCAAAUGUGGCGAACGAUUAUCAACUCCAAAAUGUUGGACUAGGCCCAUUUUCUGAUUUUAUAUCUGAUCUUGGUGCUCCCUACAUUUGGGCUCAGAGGGUUUCAGGACUGGACUUCAUCAGUCAAAAUCCAGAGAGUUCAAAAAAGGCUCGUAUAGAGGUAAGUAAAGCAAGUGUUCCAAGUGUCAUCAAAUCUUUGCGCCAAAGAUUCAAAUCUCGUCUUGCUUUGUGUAAGCAAGUACAAAGUUUAGAAACGGGAAUAGUUCCCCCUAUGCCAUCUUUGCACGAUCAGUUCCCCACCAAAAUUAAUUCUCAAAUCAGUGACUUGAAGCAGAUAAGUUGGGAUGAGUACCGCUCUCACAAGAGCACCCAGUGGCUCAUUAACCAACAGCAAGUCAUAGAGCUGGACUCUGUGUAUCGCAUGUCUAUCUCCCACGGACCAGCUAAAGCCCUAGCUUUGAUUGCCAUAAAAAGCAAUUAUCCGGAGUCCCCACCAAUGUUCUCAAUGGAAGUAAAUUGGAAAGGACACCAUUCAGCUGUAGACUGUGAUGCCAUUAGGGAUAUGGAAUGCGAAGUCAAUGUUUACUACAAGGAGCUAAUGGCUGGACCUAAUUGGGUUGAAACUCUACUUGCUGCCCAAGUUACUCGUCUGCUCUAUUGCUUUGAUAUUUAUCUAGAGGCCAGCUCAGUCUCUGAUGAAGACAAGAAAAUAUAUCCCCGUGAAAAGGUUUACUUUCAGGCCUCCAGAGGUCGCGCCCGUGCUUUGCCAUAUAAAUAUUUGGGCUAUGGUGGGGGUGUAUUCACCCAGCGAUAGUUUUUUAUUUUUUUUAUAAUCAGUGAAGUCAACAGAUUUACUUUUGAUACACGUGCAUUACAAGCAAAUUGGAUCACUGCACACCUCUUUCAAAGUUUCAUGCUUUGUUUUUGUCAAAUGCUUAAGAUAAACUCUUAUUUGCCUUAAUUUCUACAAUAAACUCGAAUUUAUGAAUACAGGUCAGUCUUUAGUCAAUACACUGGCCACACCAGCACCAGCCUCCGAUGCACUUUUUUGAGAAAUAAAUUAUUUUCCAGCAAA
This is a messenger RNA of Thrips palmi, 2495 nucleotides long. RefSeq names its product THO complex subunit 5 homolog (gene thoc5). Gene Ontology annotation, biological process: positive regulation of DNA-templated transcription, elongation; mRNA export from nucleus. Gene Ontology annotation, cellular component: THO complex part of transcription export complex. Gene Ontology annotation, molecular function: mRNA binding. NCBI's taxonomy places the organism in Eukaryota, Metazoa, Arthropoda, Insecta, Thysanoptera, Thripidae. The record is from RefSeq and is a predicted model, not a curated record. Bases 129 to 2234 code for a protein of 701 amino acids. The transcript is spliced from 15 exons.